Mesoplodon densirostris (Blainville's beaked whale) is the source of this 723-nucleotide messenger RNA. RefSeq names its product probable inactive serine protease 58. NCBI's taxonomy places the organism in Eukaryota, Metazoa, Chordata, Mammalia, Artiodactyla, Ziphiidae. Gene Ontology annotation, biological process: proteolysis. Gene Ontology annotation, molecular function: serine-type endopeptidase activity. Bases 1 to 723 code for a protein of 240 amino acids. The transcript has 5 exons. The record is from RefSeq and is a predicted model, not a curated record.
AUGAAGUGCUAUCUCAUCUUUGCACUCAUGAGCGCAGCUGGAGUCAUUCUGGCCCAAGAUUCUAACACUGAGAAGAUGAACAUAGCAGAAGAUUUUACUAUUCCUUACAUGGUCUAUCUUCAGUCCUUCCCAGAACCCUGUGUGGAGUCUCUCAUUCACCCUGAGUGGGUACUGACCGCUGCUCACUGUCCCUUACCUGUUAAAAUCCGAUUGGGAGUUUAUGAACCCAACAUCGAAAAUAAGAAAGAGCAGGUACGGAAUUUCUCAAUGAUGGUGCCCUACCCUGAAUUCAACGCAGGAUCUCUGAACAAUGACUUGGUGAUGAUAAAACUGUCUAAGGCUGCUGCACUCAACAACCAAGUGGGAACCAUAGCCAUAGCUAUGGAACCCUUAUCACUUAAUGAUUCCUGCUUUAUCCCAACCUGGACCUGGAGUAAAUAUAAAAACCUUAGUGACCCUGACAUGCUGACUUGGAUCAACCAAUAUACUCUCCCCUACAAUGAGUGCCAGAAUAUGCAAGAUGAAAGAGUGGCAAUAAACAUCAUGUGUGUGGGACAACCUCUAAAGACCUUAUCUGAAAAUAAGGAAGUCUCAGCAGCUCCAGCCAUCUUGAAUGGCAUCUUGACUUGGGCAAAAGGAAGUGUCACCCUGGGAAGUGAAGGAUUCUUCACAGAAGUUAAUCCUUAUGCAAGAUGGAUCAUGAGCAUCAUUGAAAGCUACUGA